Messenger RNA from Trifolium pratense (red clover), 1616 nucleotides. RefSeq names its product carboxy-terminal domain RNA polymerase II polypeptide A small phosphatase 1-like. The transcript has 6 exons. Gene Ontology annotation, molecular function: phosphoprotein phosphatase activity. Bases 285 to 1220 code for a protein of 311 amino acids. The record is from RefSeq and is a predicted model, not a curated record. NCBI's taxonomy places the organism in Eukaryota, Viridiplantae, Streptophyta, Magnoliopsida, Fabales, Fabaceae.
UGACUAGGACUACAUCAUCUGAUCACACGCGCCACCACACCACGCGUAACAAUAUUACCCAUUCCCAUUCUCCCUCUCUUUCCUUUUCACAUCUCUCGUCGAAGUACCCACCAUCACCAUUCACCACUUCUCUCUGAAUUUCGCAUAUUCACACAUCGGGAUUCUAAACGCCAUCGUUUCUUCAUCAUCAUCAUCAUCAUCAUCAUCGUUUCUGUAUCUGUUAUAUUAACGUUAAUUAACCUAUCUAAUAUAAUCUAAUUUAUCUUAAUCUAUUCUAUAAUUUUAUGGUUAUGGGCGAGUUGACUCAGUCGGAGGUGUACUCGCCGCCGAGAACUCAACAAGUUUGGAAAUCACUUUUAAGCUGGUUAGCUUUUUUCUUUCAGAUCUUUUCUCAGAUUAUAAGAAGUCUCGGUCACUAUCCUUUACUCUCUUCGUCUUCUUCAUCUUCUUCUUCGUCUUCUUCUUCAACUUCUUCUUUCAAACCUCUUCCUUCUGUUGAGCUUCAAGAAUACGAUUCUCAACCGCCUCCGCCUUCCGCCGUUGAAAUCACAGCCGGUUAUAACGUCGCCGAUCACCACCGCCCUUUCCAAAAACUCACGGUGGUGCUUGACUUGGAUGAAACACUAGUAUGUGCAUAUGAGACAUCAAGUUUGCCAGCCGCACUACGUUCUCAAGCAAUCGAAGCUGGUUUGAAUUGGUUUGACCUGGAAUGUGUAUCUUCUGACAAGGAAGGAGAAGGCAAACCAAAAAUCAAUUAUGUUACAGUCUUUGAACGCCCUGGGUUGAAGGAAUUCUUAUUGAAACUUAGCAAAUUUGCUGACUUGGUGCUGUUUACUGCUGGUCUUGAAGGCUACGCUAGACCCCUGGUUGACAUAAUCGACAAGGAAAAUCUGUUCAGUCAUAGACUUUAUCGGCCUUCAACAAUUAGCACGGAAUAUAGGGAACAUGUGAAGGAUCUCACUUGCAUAUCAAAGGAUCUAGACCGCAUUGUUAUUGUAGACAACAAUCCCUUCAGCUUUGUAUUGCAACCAGUUAAUGGAAUUCCAUGUAUUCCAUUUUCUGCUGGGCAUCCACAUGACACCCAGCUUCUAGAUGUCAUUCUUCCACUUCUCAAGCAACUCUCUGAGCAGAAUGAUGUAAGACCUUUGCUCUAUGAAAAAUUCCACAUGACUGAUUGGUUCCAGAAGCAAGGGAUUCCAGCUUCCAGUUGGACAGUGUAGGAUUAAAAUUGUUUGCCGCUAGGCUCUUUUAAUUUUUGGGUGAAAUUCUUAGUUAUAUUGCUGGAAAGUGUAGAUGCUGAUGGGAUGAUAUAGAUUUUUUGUAUAGCACCAAUUUAUUUCUUUAGCAUCUGAAGGUAUCAAAUGCCGCAUCUUGAAGUCAAAUCAGUUCACCAUUUAUGUAUGUAGAUUGCUAGAAUUUUCAAUUCUUGUUUAUAGGCUUGCAAUCUGAUGGGAAGUGUAUCUUGUAUUAUAAAGUUAUUAUUUAUCCAUCAUUAUUAGCAGUUCAAAUAUUGAAUCCAUUCCAUAGUUUGUUGUAACCAUUGUUAGAUAAGCUUGGAUAGCAAAUUAAAGCAAGCCUUGGCAAUUCAUGGCAAAGGUAUGCUACUAUUAAACUGA